Molecule: messenger RNA, 7398 nt
Organism: Columba livia (rock pigeon)
Lineage: Eukaryota; Metazoa; Chordata; Aves; Columbiformes; Columbidae
Product: spidroin-1-like
Exons: 2
Coding region: 80-727 (215 amino acids)
Source: RefSeq, a predicted model, not a curated record
CCCAGCCCGCCUUUAACCCGGUGAGCACACAACUUUUCCACAAACCGAGGAGCCACUCGUUCCCCAGGAGCCGCGGCAGAUGCCCGCACCGCCAGCUCCGACCCGGGGCAUUCCCCUCUGGCCGGGCGGGGAGGGCGCGGGGGCGGGCGCCGAGGCGGCACCCGGCGAGGGAGGGGGAGGCUGGGCCACCGGGGAGGCGCCCGCCGGGGCGGCGGAGCCGGGACGUGAUGGGAGCGCCGGGAGGGAUGGACAGGCGGCGGUGAAGCGCCGCAGGGCAGAGGGCGCAGGAGGCGGCGGGGGAAGAAGGAGCCCCCGUCCUCCGAGGCGAUGCCCGCCACGAACGGGAGGCCGGGGCCGCCGGGAGACGGGCAGCGGCCGCGCUGCGGACACCGCGGGUCGGGAUGCGGGAUGCGGCGCGGAGAGGGCGGCGGGAGGAGGCAGGAGCCCGGAGGGGUCCGCAACAGCAGGAUUGAUCUGUCAUUCCGUUACACUGAUGGGCCUGAUCAAAACCCUGACACGGCUUGGCUGGCAAGUUGCGCCUCGUCUGUCAGCGCUGGAGGUUGUGUGCAGGGCUGCUGGCUGCACGAGGCAGCGCACACACAGCCAGCGCCUUCCGCUGCUGAACCUCACACCAGCAGGACAGACGAUGGCUGCCCAACAACAACUACAGAAGAAAGGGAGGAUGGGAAGAGAGAAGACAUUGGGAGGUAAGAGCCUGAAGAGGUAAAAUAACCAGGUGCAGCUCCAAGAACAAAGAAUGAAAAAAAUUUCAGUAAAUCACAGAAUUGACUGGGUUGGAAAAGACCUCAGAGAUCAUCCAGUCCAAGCCUUGGUCCAACUCCAGUCCAUUGACUAGAUCAUGGCACUAGGUGCCAUGUCCAAUCUCAGUUUAAAAACCUCCAUGGCCGGUGAGUCCAGCACCUCCCUGGGCAGCCAUUCCAAUGCCUGACCACUCUCUCUGCAAAUAAUUGCUUUCUCAUCUCCAGCCUAAAUUUCCCCUGGCAGAGUUGAAGCCCAUGGCCCCUUGUCCUAUUGCUGCCUGCCUGGGAGAAGAGACCAAUCCCCACCUGGCUAGAACUGCCCUUCAGGUGGUUCUAGAGAGUGCUGAGCUCAGCUCUAAGCCUCCACUUCUCCAGACUAAACAAGCCCAGCUCCCUCAGCCUCUCCCCAUAGGGCUUGUGUUCCAGUCCCCUCACCAGUCGUGUUGCUCUUCUCUGGACCCGCUCCAGCACUUCAAUCUCUUUCGUGAGCUGAGGGGCCCAGAACUGAACACAAUACUCCAGGUGUGGCCUCCCCAGUGCAGAGUACAGGGGAAGGAUCACUGCCCUUGGCCUGCUGACCACACUGUAUACCUGCAAGAAGUAGCUGUUUAACUUAUUUAAUCGUAUUUCUAAGGGCCCCCCCUUUAUUUGAAAAGCAGAUUUAACACUUGAGGUACCCACCUGAUUUUCUCCGCUGCACAAAUGAGUUAAUUUUGGGGGAGCCAUUGAAGACUCUUCCCAUUCCUCAUUCCAUUGUGGCUUAACUUCAGAGCCAAGCAUUCACUUUCAAGCAAGAUUUACCACAAAAUUCCAUUACAAUAGCAGGCUUGAGCCUACUCCAAAUAAAACAGAUUUUUAAUGGACUUCUAAGUGAGAGCUGAUGCAAGAGGGAUGGGUGGAUCCCAGAAGAGAUGAAAUGCCUGCAAAUACUAGGCAUACGCUACAAGGUGAGAGAAUUGCAUGUUUUAAAGGUUGUAAAAACAGUAGCACCGCCUAUGACUGGCAAGAGCCAUCAUCCCUGCCUCUGAGCUCGGGCUGUGGUUGUAGGGUUGUGGUUUCUAAGUGAGGUGCUAAGAGAAGCCAACUGGAUUAUUUCCUGGUUGCUCGCUUAGACUCUUCCCUGCUUAGCAUGUUGGGUCUUCUGAAUGAUAUUUUUUGUAACUUAACUAUUCCUCAUGCAUUCCAUCAAGAAUACAGUUUUCUAACUCAGUUUUGGCGUGCAUGAGGCUAACAGAACAGAAAGCUAAUCAUCACAGUACACCAAUCCACAGUUUUCUAACACUUAACGGCCUAUUUUAAUCUGUCUCAAUAGCCACACUGCACCCAGGCAACAUGACUACAGUAAUGCAACAACUAGAUUGAUUCCAGAACAAAGCCAGAAAAAACACUCAUACUUCAGAGCAAGUACAGAACUAAUGUACAUGUUUGUAGGGCCCAGAAGGUCUUGGUGGUGACUGGGGAAAAUAAACUGUGUUCCUUACCAACAGAUUUGAUUAAACUUAUCAAGACUGCUCUCAACCAUCAUCGUUACAAUGCAGUGAUAUGGGUGAACUGCUACUGCAGCAGUAGUAAAAUAUAUAAUACCUGCUGGUAUAACAUAAUGAAAUGAAUAAAGCCAUUCAGUGGCGAGGAUGUGCCCUUGCCAUAAAAUGGAUAACUUAAAAACUGACAGCAUUCUGUUACCUCUACUCUGAGCAAGAAGUCUCUUAAGUUCAGAUCAGCUCUUUAUGAAGGUGCCUUCCUUAACUGAAGCAGAACUAGCAUGUCUUGAGUCCAUGUGAAGGUGACAAUGACAGCAAAUAAACUAAAGGUAGCUGUGUUCACUUAACAGAAGUGAAAGGAAGAGUAGCACAAGCCUCAGGUUUCAGUAUAUACCACCUGAAGAAACUCCUAGAAGGCAGUUUCACAUACCCAUAAGCCAAACCUAAUAGCAACAGAAGCUAAAAUUUGGCUGCUAGUCCAAAUCAUAUUUGUUUCGCCAUUCUGAACACAGUGACGGAUUAGGAGUCCAUGCUUAUUUCAAAGUACUUUGCUCUAGAGAUUCCUGUUCUGUGUCUUUAUUUAAGAAGGCGAAUCAACAUCUUGCCCAUAAAGUAGCUUUCUUCAGCAACUGCUGACAUCAUCGUUUGGCAGAUGAAUCUUAAAAAGAAAAGGUAAAGCUGUGGUGAAAUAAAACAUCCAUUUCCCCUAAAAAAUAUUUUCUAGUGCAUAUGUAACAAAUAUCGCUAGUGAAGGAGAAUAUAAAAAAUUUAAAUCCCCAGGACUUCAAUGCUAAAGUACUUUUUUCAGUAGCUAAAAAAAGCAGAUUUAAGAGCUUUGGUAGGUGGUGUUUAUUGAUAAAUUGUAGUAAAUCUAGUGUAGAGGUAUCUGAGACUGACUUGCUGGAAAUAAUGUCACCCCCACAGUAAACAACAUGAAAAUUAUGUGGCUAAUAGUUCUGUUAUUUGUUGCUCCUCAGCUUCUUUGCGAGCCCUUUGAAGUACGGAGACAGCAGUAAAAGGCAUCGCUCUGAGUUGAGUCAUUUAAGCCAAUUGUGGCAUAACUGGAGGAACAGUAGGGCCUGAUUCACUACUGUGCUCAUUCCCCUAACUCCAGCUUAACACUGGAGUAACACUGUGGUAAAAGACAACCCAUAUUUUUAUUUAAAUUAAAAAUCUGUAAUAUUCAAAUAUUUAUAAGAAUAUAUAACAAAUAAUUGUGGCAAACAUUGCAUAAUAAACAUGUAAGGGAAAUUAACCUUGUAAAUUUUUAAGCUGAAGAAUAAGGACCAUUACAUUAAUAAGACUUAAUUAUAUCAUUAAAUAUUUAAAAUUAUGUUCUCUAAUAAAUGUUUUUAUUUAACAUAUUUCUUUUUUAUCUAUUACUUUAGUAAAAUGCCUUUAAGAUACGAACCAAAACCCAGCAGAGCUCUUCUUUGUUUGAUAGCCAUGCAAUUACAGAAAGAGUGAGAAGGGAGCCACAUGUUACCUCCUCAACUCAAGGUCAGGAGCUGUAUUUCCACAAGCCUCAACUUCUUGCCUGGAUGGGCUGCUGAGGGGCUGCGUCUUUACUACACAUUUUUCUUCUAUUAUCCUUUUAUUUUUCCAAGACUAGCUUGGCUCUAUCAGUGCUAAUGAACUAAGUUAAGCUAGCACAAAUUAAGCUUGUCGCCAUAUGUGUUUCUAGCAUUGCAUUUAACAUAUAACCCUAUUAAAAAGGGUAUAGAGGGCAGUAUGUUCAAAGAUCAGCUUCUACCCUGCACUGAUGAGUCCUCCCCUUGUUAUCGCUGACAGAACACAGGUGUAAAAGCAACUGUUAGAAAUUAUCAGGAGAUCUUCAGGGAAGUCGUCACCUUGCAAACAGGAGAAAGGGUCUGUUUGCUUGCAAAGGACUGGAGGGUACAAUGACCUAACUCCUGUGUCAGUGUCACAAAUGCUUUGCCUUAGAUUAAUUUGUAUCAGCUUAUACUUUCUAGACUUCUACUAUUAUUUUACAAAGAGAAAUCCAAUGAAAAGUCACAGCAAAAACCUUUGAAUCAAACUAAAUGCUGGGCAACAGUUCAACCCACAACAAGGUUAUAGUCCGACCAAGAACAAAACUUCUCCAGCACCUCUCCAAAACUUUUAAUGUCUCCCUAUAAUUAUGGUACUUUGAAGUAAUAUUUGUGUUUGUUCUUGCCUGGGCUGUAGACAAAAGCCCCAGACCCAGUUAGCCUGCAUGGCUCAGCCUUCCACUGGAAUACUCUGCAUCACAUGUACUUGCAGAAACACCGAUUAAAAUCAAAUGGCAAACACUAUCAAAUCAAAUCUAACUCAUCAGCAUUUCAGAUUUAUCAGAAGCUACAAUUUAAUGAUGCUUUAGUGGAAAUUCUCUUCAUGUACAAGCACACAAUACAAAGCCUUAUAUGUUUAGCUAUUGUGCUUUUUCCAGUUAAGUCAUUCCUUCAGUUUACCACAGUAAUACUUUUUCUGAUUUAAUUCCUGCAAAUUCUCAUUUAUUUUUGUAAUAUACUUUUUACUUGUCUCCUAUAGACUGUGUGUUCUCUCGCUAUGAUUGUCUUACAACUAUCCCUCACCAUUUCCCACUCGUCUAUCCGUCAUCGCCCAUACUGUAAUUACAGAAAUGUUAUUUGCCUUCAGACAGCUGCACAGGGUUGCUGGCAGCAGCGCUACCAUUACACAGUGCAAAUACUGUGCAGAAUAUUAAAGAAUAGUAUGAAUCAAAUCUUAGUGAAAGAGUAUUCUUGAGAGUUAUCGAAAAGAUUGAACUAAGUCUGGUUUGCUUGUUUAUACAUUGGACAACUCAUCUAAAACUAGGUAAUGUUUAUUUAUUUGGCAGCUAAGAACGCGUUGGAGAUAGUCUUCUAAUUAAUAUGCAUGAUGCUGAAAACAUAAACAGGGAUAACCACAUAUUCCAUUAAGUAUAGCUGCCAGUCACAUUGCUACAGUAUUCUUCUCAGUGCACAAAUAAAACAACGCUACAAAGAAAACAAGCACUGAGCUUUCAGUUCAGCACCUGCCUAAUAAACAACCUCCUGGAAAUAAGGUAUGACAUUAUUUGGAAUAGUUACUGAAAAAAAACCAAGUUUGCCAGCAGCGUCUGUCCUACCACUUCAUUUCACUAAGGCUCAAGAGGCAGCAGAAAUAACAAUAGUUGAAACUCACUUGUUAUGUUUUACUUUACUUCGAAGUUUCCACAAAUGAGGGAUCUGUUUUCAACUGACAAGGCUCAGAAGAGCAAAAAGUGAUACUGUGCUUACAAAUAAAAAGCUUAAUCUGUAGAACAUAUACAGAAUGAAAUAUAUAACAUGGGUCAAAUAUAUCACCAUUGAAACACAAGGUAAAGCAGUAGGCAUGUAUAUCAAGCAGCACAAUUAAGUGAAUGUCAAAAACUCCCUGAAAACUGCUUAUCAGCUGUGUCACCACUAAAAUUUCACUGGGGUGCACGUCUCAGUGAUAUCCAGUAGCACAUAUAGUCUAAAAGGGUCCGCUGCCAUAUCUUCCUUCUAUGUUGGUUAGGUUGACAAAGAAAAUGUGAAGAUGCUGCCAGCAGAGACAGGAAUGCUAGAACCACCAAACCAAAGAUGCUUUCCCAUGGUAAUUCUGCUUUUCCUUCUCACUUCAGCGUAAGCUGAUGCUUCUCAGCAAUGUGGCCCAAAUGCUCUUCCCUCCCAAGUGCUGGCCCCCUCACCAGUACACGUGUGUGCAUACAGGGGUAAACGUGCACACGAGCUUAUGCCAUAGACAUUCAUGAACGCUCAGUACAUUGCAAGAUCUCCUCUGAAAAGCCAGUGCCUGCUGUCAUUGAGACUAAGACAGGAUUUAUCAUUUGCUUUAUAGUUCAAGCCCAGAUGUGUUUGGAAGCCUGUAUGGUUUUCACCAAAGCUCUGUUAAAGUGUCUUCAGACAGACUUUUAGUCUCCACACCACAGUUCACUGAACACCCUUACCCUGAGUUGCCUCAUGUAUAAUUUAAAUAUCUAAUGCAAAGUAAACCUAAUGUUAACAAUACGUAUUUUUGAAGACUGACAGUAUAAUGCUUUACUUCCUAAAGGAAUAACUGGAGUGAUCCAUAGGCAAAUAUCAACUCCAGUAACACUAUCUAACCAGAUAUAAAUUGUGCUCAUCCCUGAGAAAUCUUAGAGUGCAUGCUUCCCUUCCUCCUUUUCAACUAGGCAAAGUGUGAUUUACUGUGUGGUUUUCUUUCGGAUAGAGUAUUAAAAGCUGCAAUGCACUCUACUCUAUAUUGGUAUUAACGAUACCUUUGAAACUGUGAUGUCUUUGAUGUGUAUUGUGUGCUGCUGACUGAUGGCUCUUUCCAGCCUAGAAAGGUGCUUUGUCUUAGCAGGUUUGUGUGGACUGACAGCACAGGCCACAGCAAUAUUUUGAAGUUGAGGGUUUUAAACUAAUAUGAAGUAUUUUAUCAUUAAAAUUGAGAUAGUAAUACCAUCUAAAGUCACCGUAACCUUUUUUGUACAUGCAGGAAAUUAUUAGAUAUUAUCCUAUCUUGCUUCUGGAUAUUCUUUAUUGCUAUUCAUUCUCAGAGUCCAUAGAUGAGAACUCAUAAGCAAGAGCAGGGACAGCAGAACCAUCCUCUUUGUGCACAUUCUCUUGUGUACUGGCUUGCAAGGGCCCCCAAAUUCUUUUAUAAAUGCUCAGAAGCAGCAAUUCCAGUAAUUGUGUGACUAAUAUCUUCAUUAUCAGGAAGCAGGGGAAUUAUUUAUCAAAUGAAAAAAUAAUAACUUAGGAGAUGAACUUGUUGCACAACAUUUUAACCUGUGUAAUAAUAACCUGCUGUCUAUAGUAAACAUAUACUAAAUAAUAAACAACUUGCAAACUGAUUUUGCAUUUUCUUGUCUAUUUCUUUUACCACACUAAUAAUACUUAAAAUAAUUGUCCAGGAGACUCACGUUCUACUACAAGAUUUUAAUUACAAUGUUUGAAGUGUGAGCAGUGGUUAAGAGCACAAAAGGUUGGAGACAGAAGAAAACAUUUGACCGGGGUAAGAAAUCAGGUGGUUAUUAAGAACUGAAAGCAGAGAACAAUUCCAUUAGUGACUGGUGCAAUGUCUAGUAGAGAGCAGUCUACUCUGCAGAACCAUUUCUGCACUAGUAUUGCACAUCAAGCAUCUUGGCAGCCUGGGAGAGGAGGACUCUGGAC